GCCCCCGCCAGCCGGGAGCAGGCACCGCCCUGCCCGGGGAGGGACGGCCGCCCGAGCCCUUGCCGGCACUGACCGGGGGGCCGGCGCGUCCCGCCGCCCGUCUGGCGCGGACCGGGCUUCCCGCGUCCCCGAGGGAGCUGCUCGGCGGGUGCGGCAUUGGCCUGGGUGAGACUUCAGGGAUCAUCUGAGCCAGCCUUUUGCUUUGAAGGAGAAAUAGUUUACCUGGAGAUAUAUAUUUAGACUAUUCACAAACUACCUACUGAAGGAGAUUUCAUCUCUUCCCAAGUCUUGUGCAGGAAAAGGUGGAUGAAUGAUGACUUACUUCAUGGUUCUGGCAGUACUGAUCCUCCUGAGGACUUGCCACACCACAUAUUCACAGCAAGAAUCCAUCCUGUUUCCAGUAAAGCACCUUAACAUUUCCAAGGAUUUGGCUCUUCAGCGACUGCUUGUGGAAUGGGAUGUUGACAAGUCAGCGCAUGAUGCUGAGCUGGUGAUGUCUUUUGAAAUACAAGUCCGUCGAACAGAUGAAACCACUACUGUGUGGACAGAGUUUCAUAAUGUCACACUUGAUAAAUCAGGAAAGCCUCUUCGUUGGGUAUGGGAUUCAGACUUACCUUUGGAGUGUAUGUCACACUCAGUGAGAAUCAGGAGCAGAACAGAAGCAUCAAAAAUCUGGAGUCAGUGGAGUCGGUGGGAGACUGUCCUGGCCCUGGACACUUCAAAUAACAGUGAACCACAAAUCUUUCCAAAUGAAAAAAUUGUAGAGGAAGGUUCUGAUAUCACUCUGUGUUGCAUUGGGAGGAAAGGUCAAAUCAUUAAGGAAUUCUUCGUAGUCCCAGCUGUUCAUGUUUUCAAUCACACAAAUGGUCAAGUCAGACUUAUCACUGUGAAAAAUGUGGCACAUCAAGAGAUGCCUCACAUCAGCGUCUACUGUCAAGAUUCUUGCAACGAAGAGCAGUGCUAUGAUCAUGCAGUUUUCUUUGUGGGUAAACCACCUGAUACACCUAAUGAUUUUUCCUGCCAAACUCAAGACAUGAGAGUAGUAACAUGUACUUGGAGCCAGGGAGGAGACACCUAUCUUUAUGGACGUCAUUCAACAAAAUACACCUUGUCUGAAGAGUUUUCCAAAAAAAGGGUUCCAUGCACAGUAAGUUGUUCUGAGCAGUGCUCCUGUUCUUGGGAUAUAGGCCAGCAGAGGAUCUAUAAUAUCACAGUGACUGCGGAAAACCCACUGGGAAAGAAAACUGCCACGGAUGUUUUUGAUGUAACUUACAGAAUUUAUCCUGCUGCACCUUUCCAGCUGUGGGAAGAAUACACAGAUGCGGAAAUCACAUUAUAUUGGAAACAUCAAAUCAAAGGAAUUGAACUCUUUUGUCAAACUGAACUGCUCCUACCCAAUGGGAAAGUAGAACUGCAUAAUAUUUCAGACACAUAUCUCCAUUAUGGGAGCAUCACCCUGGGUGGACUGCAGCCAUACACUGAGUACAGAACCAGAGUACGCUGUGGGUCAGCUAAGCAUUUCUGGAGGUGGAGUGAAUGGAGUGAAGUCCAAACCAUCAGAACAAAGGAAGCAACUCCAACAGGGAAACUGGACAUCUGGAGGGAAAUCACACCGGUUCAGGGUGGGAGGAAUGUGACCUUGUUCUGGAAGCAACCAUCAAGUUUUCGAGCAAAUGGAAGAAGUAUUUCAUAUGAAGUAACCUGGGAAAAAGUAGAAGAUGGCUCUAAGCCUGAAAGACUUUCCUUUUUAUCAGCCUACAAUAGCACAAGGAUUUCCAUUGAUAACCAUUCCUACAGAAUCAGUAUCAUGGCAAAGAACAGUGUUAAUUAUUCACUUCCUGCAGUACUGAUCAUCCCUAAAGCUACAGGCACCAAAGAACUUAAAGAAGAAGAGGUUAAUGGUACAGAUGAUGGCAUUUUUAUUUCCUGGGACCCCAGACAUAUGUAUGACAGUUAUAUUAUUGAUUGGUGUAACUUUCCGAUGUUGCAGCCUUGUGAUUUGCAGUGGAAAAGAUUUGGGCCCAACGCUUCCAGUGCUCUGAUCAACUCAGCUGCUUUUGUUCCAGGGGUGAGAUACAACUUCCACAUCUAUGGAUCUGUUGCUAAUACAGCCUCCUUACUGGAGAAGAAGACUGGUUAUCUCAGGGAGCUUCCUCCUCUGCUUGAUCCUGUGGUGGAUAAAGUUGAACUGACUUUCAAUGCAGUAACGCUGUCUUGGGAUUCUUACCCCACAAAUGAGUCACAGUCUGGUUUUGUAAGAGGCUACCAUGUUUAUGUGUCACCUGUACACGAAUACUGCAGUUUGAAAGGAUCCAAAAAACAUAUCCUUCCAGAUGAUUCAGUGCUAUGUAAAUACACAAUUGAAAACCCAGAAGAAAAGAGAUACACUGUGAAACACCUUUCGUCAAACACAAAAUACAAACUAGUGGUUAAAGCAUAUACAGGUGGAGGAGAGACUCCCAUUGUUGACUUUAUAUACAUAGACACACCGUUUAACUCAAGCAUGCUGUACCUUCUAGUCCUGCUAGUGAUAGUUCCAUCACUAGUAGCAGCUAUAUGCCACUGGAAGUUGAAAUGGGUGAAGGAGUGCUGCUGUCCUGUAAUACCUAGUCCUAGCAAAAGCAAAGUGCUGUCAUUCAAAGAGUUAAAGAUCAGUUCUGAGAAAGUACUGAAAAUAAGUGACUGCAUUCCUGACAUGCUAGCAGUGGACAAUAAGGCUGAAGCCCAGAAACUACAUCCAUGGACCAAGUCGUCUUCAACACCAACAGAAGAUAAGGUUGAUUGUCACAACUCUUCCUGGAUUUACCCUAACAAAAACGAAGAGAGAAACUUUACACCAACACCUGCACCUCAGACUCGUACUUGGUUUGAAAAUUUUACUUAUUCUUCUCAUCUUGCAGCUGAAUCUGACCCCUAUCAAAUUCUGGAGACAGUAGAAGCAAGCAUGCCAGAACCACCAGUCAUGCUGUACCAGCCACACUACUACUUUGAUAUUUUUAAUGAAGAUGCUGCUGCAUCACCCAGAGAAACAGCUGGCAGAAAGACCAGUCUGAGAUACAUUUCACAAACAGAUGUGCACUGCCUAGGGAGGAGGCUUUGAUUUACUCUCUCCUCCACUGAGUCCACCCCAUGUCUGUUACACAAUGUAAGUAAGAAUUUCUUUAACCACAACAACUUCUUUUGAUGAAGGCUUUCACAAGCCCAACUGUCCUACUUCUGUUUAAUGCUGCAAAGCUCUUGCUGCAGGGCUAGUUUAAAAAUACUGACUUGCAUGCAGGAAUGAUGCGUGCUAUUGUUUCAUCACAAAUUACAGGCAUUACAUAAGAUUUAUAGGCUGUUUCGUGGCCAGUAUUAUGUAGGAGGGUAGAUCACAGCAAUUUCUCUUAGCCUGAUGCAGAAAACUACUGAUUUUGCAGAGAUUAAAAAUUUAUUCAGAAAGUAGAGGGGCUUGUGCACAUGAAUUUAAUUUUUGUUGGCAUUAACCCCUGCACAGAUUUAGCAAGCCCCAAACAACAAGGUAAGCAGACACAGCAGUCAAUGCAUAGGUGUACGAAUCCCAUUUGUGGAGAACAUCGUAUUCAGGUUACGUAUCAGCUACAUCUUCCAACACUACUUUUGCAUGUACUAAAAAAGUAGUAUUUUUAUUACAGUGCUCAGAAUCCCUACAGCUGGCAGUGGUGAAUUUGGUCUCCCAUUUUGAUUUUUGAAACAUUGUACAUUUUUAAUGAAGAGAAUAAUUGGAAUUGUAUCUGAAAGCCUCAGCAGAUUAACUGCCUUAGUGAACAAAGAACCUUUUGGUCUUACCUAAUUAUGAACUCAACUUAAAAGCACAAAAUAUGCAGUUCUCAAAAGGGAAAAAAUGAAGUGUUUUUUGCAAUUUGAUCUUCAGCUAACUUUUAAAAAUGUAGCUACUUCUCUUCCCCCAUGUUUAACUGGCUAAUCACAUUUUAGCUAAGUUUAAACUAAGUUAGUUUAAACAAAGCAGCUCUACACAGAAAUUAGUUUUGAUGCUGACCCACAUCUAGGUUUUAUACUGUUGCUUACAGCUACUGCUGUAAUGUCUGUGAGCUGUGUUGCAACAGGAAAACCAGUAAGACCUUACACAGACUGCGGCAGAGUCUUCAGGCAGGCAGAGGUGAGGCACAAACACACAGGUGGCAGGCUGUGGUUAGAGGUAUCCAGUCAACACACACUGUGCUGUGUCCAUGUGCAGGUCACACACAGAUCUACUUCAGAAGAAAAAAACAAACCAAACCAAACCAAAGCAGCACAGGCCUUCCUUUCAGCCUUCAGACGGUGGAGUAAGGAAACACGGCAGGUCACACUUCACUGAAGUGCAGUUUGACAGAGAAUAGGGAAACAUCCCAGAGAAACUUUUCCUCCCUUUACGUUACUCUCCUUUGAGUGACAGUGAAUUUCAAAGUUUUAUACCACAGUAUACUUCGAACAUUUCCUUCUCCAAAGCGUUUCAUCAUACCGUGUGUACUUGUGUAGUUUAAGAAGUUCACUGCUGGAAAAAAGGCCAAUACACAGAGGCAAGCUGUUUUGCCACUACCAAACUAAAGCUUCCUAGCUGUGUGUUUCAAGAAAAGGCCUGUUUAUUUCACAAGGUCUGAGAGGUAUCCUAAAGCAAGAGUUACACACCUAAGGAAUUCUGAAGCAGAAGUCAGUCAAAAAAGUCAGAUUAUCCAACAAAACAUUUUAAAUUUCAUCAUGAUGCAGCUCCUUAUGCCUGAGGACAGCUGUAACAAAGCACAAAUUCCUACUUUUGAAAAAGCUGCUGUCACUGGGGCAUGGCUGGGGAAAUUCAGCCCCGGAGUGACUGGGCAGGGGUUGGGGGAAGCAGUUAUCAGUUGUGCCUUCCUGAUGGUGGGGGAGACAAGUUGGCCUGUUGAAGAGUUCCCACCUCAAUUCCCUUGGUCUUUCCUGAGGAGAUCCUGCACUGAUGAAGCUUCAUUACGUGAAAGCAUGGAAGCACUGUACCAGGUACCAGCAGAUUGCUUGGCAAGGUGGUUAAGAAGCUAGCUCCUCUCCCUCUAUAAACACUUCUGGUUGCUGGCCCUGUUUCUGGUUGCUGAAACCACCUGUGCUUUAAAGCACACAUGGUGGUGGAAAAUGCCUUCAUGCCAUUCAAAGGGCACUAGAACUAGAAAUAAGGAUUAGAAAAGUAAUUUUUGCAUGGGUGGGGAGGCAUGUAUAAUUUUUAUCUUUUUUAAGACAUCUGUAUUGCAUUAAUGGUUGAAUGGGUAAAAAUGUAAACUUUUAAUUUUUUCGUUAAUUCAGCUUUCACAGCAGUUGUUGAAAUGCUAAUAUUUAAAUCAUCACAUAAUGGAAAAUUAUUCUCAGUAUCAGCAUGCUAAGGUUUUUGAAAUAAAAAUGGUGUACAAACUGUUAAA
Molecule: messenger RNA, 5396 nt
Organism: Falco peregrinus (peregrine falcon)
Lineage: Eukaryota; Metazoa; Chordata; Aves; Falconiformes; Falconidae
Gene: OSMR
Product: oncostatin M receptor
Exons: 19
Coding region: 311-3100 (929 amino acids)
Biological process (GO): cytokine-mediated signaling pathway
Cellular component (GO): membrane; external side of plasma membrane
Molecular function (GO): protein binding; cytokine receptor activity
Source: RefSeq, a predicted model, not a curated record